Exophiala viscosa is the source of this 3047-nucleotide messenger RNA. RefSeq lists its product as uncharacterized. NCBI's taxonomy places the organism in Eukaryota, Fungi, Ascomycota, Eurotiomycetes, Chaetothyriales, Herpotrichiellaceae. Gene Ontology annotation, molecular function: protein serine/threonine kinase activity; ATP binding. Bases 107 to 3031 code for a protein of 974 amino acids. The record is from RefSeq and is a predicted model, not a curated record. Gene Ontology annotation, biological process: protein phosphorylation. The transcript has a single exon.
AGCAGCGUACGACUUGUUCUUGUGGUGCCAGUCGACUUAGCAGAGGUUGCUGCUCCGUCGUGGUGGCUGCCCCUCACUCGGAUCAGACUAGGCCAUCCUCCUCAAUAUGGGCAUACGACCUCACCAUGCUGAGUUACCCAUAAGACAGGUCGAUUCCGAGCCCCAACACCCCAAACACAAAUCGGGCAUGUGGCAGAAAAUCCACAGUCUCUUCAUCAAAGACGAUCUGAAUGAGAGUCCCAUCGACGGCACGAAUGAGGGACAAUGGCCCGAGACUUGGAACGAAGACUCUCACAACCACGCUCGACAGGACUCGUCAGUGAGGCCGCUCGCCAUUGGCCUCCCUCGGCAGGCCACAUUUAGACGUCAAAAUUCCGAGAGACGGGAACGGCUGCUUCCCGUCGAGCCUGGUCAUGCCGAGCGACGAGCUGUCUCUUCUGUCAGACGUGCCUCGACAAGCUUACCCCGAACCCGAUCCACCUCUUCACCGGCGCAUUGUGACCCUGGCCGGUCCUCUGAACCAACGGUACCUACCACCAUCAAGGCUGAUACCGCUGCCACUGAGGUAAACAUUGACCUGGUGCCAUCGUCCCUGGAUCCCGCCCUUCCAACUGAGUCGGAAGAUCUUUGGCCGCAAGAUAUACAUCGACCUCCUCGACCACCGUCUACGACCUCAUCUGAUGACUCGCAUUUUCCUCGAAUGCCUCCUGUCAACGACAAAGCUGACCUGAGAGAUGAGCUGGACAAUCGGUGGAUCCUCAACCUGAGUAUGCACUUCAGGGACAAGUCGGAUCGGGAAAAAUUCUUUGUCACUUAUGCAGAGACUCCAACCAAGUGGCGACGAGUCACGAUCUCAUGUGACUAUCGCAAUGCCGAACCAUGCUCUUUGGAGAUGGACCUGAAGGAGCUUCAAUUCCAAAGAGACAAGAGUAUGCAGAUAUAUGAGUCUAUCCGUGAUUCACUUCCAGAUAUUCAAUUCUACGAUACGGUAACAAAUCUGAAAUUGGAGACUACCGAUGGUCGAUUACAUGUCCAUGUCACCGAGGAUGUCAAUGAGAUAAUUCCAUAUCCGCCACGAAGUACCGUCGCGCAUAUUCUCGACCACAAAGACUUCCGCCCGAUGGAAGUGCAAGAGAAUGAGUUAGCCUUCGACUCUCACUUGUCCGGCUUCGUUUACAAGGUGCGGCAUGAGAACAAAGUUUACAUCAAGAAAGAGAUUCCAGGACCAGACACUGUUGACGAGUUUCUGUAUGAGAUCAACGCUCUGCAUGCUCUCCAUGGCUCCAGUCACGUCAUCCAACUCGAAGCCCUUGUCCUCGAUGAUAAACGACAGUCGGUUAGAGGACUGUUGAUCAGCUUUGCCGAAAAAGGUGCCGUUGUCGACUUGCUUUAUGAUCACCGGGGUUCAAUUCCUUGGGAGGAUCGGUCGAGAUGGGCGGAGCAAGCUGUCAGGGGCUUGAGCGAGAUCCAUGAAGAAGGCUUCGUACAGGGCGAUUUUACGCUGUCGAACAUCGUGGUGGAUCAGGAAGGGAACGCUAAGAUCAUCGACAUCAACCGGCGUGGCUGUCCGGUAGGAUGGGAGCCUCCCGAGAUCGCUACCAAGAUCGCCAGCAAUCAGCGAAUCUCCAUGUACAUCGGCGAGAAAUCCGACCUCUACCAGUUGGGAAUGACUCUCUGGGCGUUGGCCAUGGAUGAUGACGAGCCUGAGCGACAUGUUCCGCCACUAAGUGUAGAAGAGUUCCCCGCAGAAGUCCCAGAGUGGUAUCAGGAUAUCGUCAGAAUUUGUUUGGCUGAUCGACCUCGAGAUCGGCUUUCGGCCAAAGCUCUGAUCCAGCUUUUCCCUCAGGAAUCUUCGAGAUCGAGACAGCCUUCAGCCCAACGUGAGAGGCCUGCCCUUAAGCUGCGCACUCCGAAAGACUAUAUCGAUCCUGCUGAUGCCGUCGGACGUGACGACAUUGAACGCUUUUCACAAUAUGGGGUUGAAGACAUACCGUAUUCUCCUGAAAGCUCAAGGGAUGACUACACCUUCACUUAUCCAAAGUCAUCCAACUACGAGUUUGACAGUGAGACUUCGGCAUACGACCGACCCAGAGGAAGAGCGCCACCAUCAAACUAUAGUCACCUUGCGAGGAGCGAGAGACAUCAUUGGCGGCAGGACGAUGAACCACCAGCGCCAGCGGACGCAACGGAGCCCAACAUUGUUGCCAUAUCUCCAGGGAUGGAUCGUGAAUUCGACGAGGUUGAACUCGACGGUCAUCCUUAUCUCAUUGCUCGCAAGACUUUCAACAAGGAAGAGUUGCAAAUCCUAGAAGGAUUGACCAACCCAGAUCAAGCACCGUCUCCAGACUCGUCAAUGGAUGUCGCCACACCACAGUCGAUGGAAACGACCAUCGACUCACGCAGACGUCCUUCAUUGCAUACGGCAAACUCUUUGGCUUCCGACAGUACACCACGCAACAGCCAAUCUAACCUCCCGACAUUGGCACAUCUCUCAUCAACCACAGAGGGCCCGGAAGUCGAAGGCUUUGACGCACGAAAACCUUCAAACUUGAAUCACGAGCAACGAAACGGGCAAACCACCACGGGUCCUUUGUCUGCGGGCCGCCUCAAGCCGCAUCUUGAAGAGUUGGAAGGCCUUUCGUCACGACCACAGAGGUACACUGCGCCGGCCUCGAGAGAGCCACCCAAGCUGUCUUAUGCGGACAGCGGCUUUGACGAGCCUCUUAAUAUCCCGUCUGAUGACCUCUUGGGACAUAGCCACCUUACCACUGUCGACCCCAAAAGAGAGCCACAUCCAACGGGUGAAGUCUCCGCACCUCUUGUAGUAACGUCCUUGCAUCAAGUAUCCUCCCGCGAUGAAGAACCUCCCCCCAAGCCCCAGCUACCGGAGGUGACCUCAGGAUCACCAAUUGCGCUGAGCAGUCACGCACCAUCGAAUCAGCAUAGUCAAUCUGCGUUACUGUCGGCUGACAACGGGCUUGGAGGCGAUGAAACAGGCGACUCACAACGCUGCGAAGAGAAAGUCAUCUGAGCGAUACCGUGGGACG